AUGAUUAAAUUACAAUAUAAUCAAAGUAUAACAUAUAUGGUCCUUACAGCUUCUCGGUUUUUUCAAGCUGUGACAUUUAAAAUAACAGUAAAUAUUCUAAUACUAAUACGAUCAAUGAGACAGCAGGCUAAGAGAAGUAUCGUAAUUCAAAGAAGUAAAAGGAAAAGAAAAUUGGUUGAGAUUCUUCGAGAUUAUAUAACAAAUUGUGCCCUCUUAUAUAUGCAAGAUAGUGAUAAUUAUGUUAUGAGAGUUAACUUAGGGAGUUCCAUUUAUUCCUAUCAAAUGAUAACAAAAAUUCCAUGCAAGAAUAUGCCGGGUUAUAGAAAAGAAACAUUAAAGGAUUUUACUCCAUUUAAUUAUUCAAUUCCAGUUAAAAGAGAUGUUAAAAUAAAACCAAUCAGUAUUCUACCUAAUAGAUUUAAAUUUGUUGGAUUACCAUCUACUAAAACUUCAAAUAAUUUGGAUAAUAUUUAUUUAUGA
Molecule: messenger RNA, 480 nt
Organism: Maudiozyma saulgeensis
Lineage: Eukaryota; Fungi; Ascomycota; Saccharomycetes; Saccharomycetales; Saccharomycetaceae
Source: the annotation of a GenBank genome assembly